Molecule: messenger RNA, 1622 nt
Organism: Bursaphelenchus xylophilus (pine wood nematode)
Lineage: Eukaryota; Metazoa; Nematoda; Chromadorea; Rhabditida; Aphelenchoididae
Source: the annotation of a GenBank genome assembly
AUGAGACUUUGUCGUCGCGCUCUUACUGCCCUCCUCGAAGCCCUCGAACAGCCGCAACGACAUCCACAACAGCCACAACUGCAACCACAACUGUUGGAACCCGCGGCGCCACAACUGCUGCAAACAUUGUAAGUUGUAACAUUUUUUUGUGUAAUGUUUAUAUCUAGGCAACCCGAAAGCAACCGUAAUCUAUGGCUCGAUUUCGUGCCUGAGGUUUUGUACUAAGAACUACACCACCGAUCGAUGCACCUUGUGAACUGCAACUGAGCCGCCGCGCUCUUUUUGCGCUCCUCGAGGGCUACCGAUACGGGAAUCAGCAAAUGCCACAGAUUCCUGUGCGACAACAACAACAAGUACCCCAGAUGGCGCCUCAUGUUAAACAAGAACCAAGUACCCCUGAUGGCGCCGUCCGUUCAGCCCCAAAUGCAGCAACUACCGCCGCCACCACCGUAUUAUACCUAUUAUUACCGUUAUUGUUAACAUUUUAACGUAAAUCAUUGAGUUAAUAAAAUUAUUGUUGUUGUUGUAAAUCAAAAGUUUAUCUUUAAAAUUUCGGCUUAUCAAGAACGAUGGGAGAUGUUUUCACAAGAACGGCGCGCGCAAGUUGAAGGACAUUGGGGUGGGAAAGCGGCGAUUGUUAUCGCACCUUUGCGAUAGGAAGACGGAUGCAUUCGAUGCAAAACAGUGUGAAAGAAAAGUUUGUUUUAGCCGCCUGUGUAAAGUGAAAAUAAUAUUGUUACAAUUACUAUUUUUGUUUUGCAGGUAACAAAAAUGGAAAUAAUCAAUAUGGAACGAGUGGAGAGACAGUAAGUAUAACAUUUUAAUCUAACGUUUACAGUGUGAUAGAGCACGCGAGGAUCGGAGUCGCCUACCCAUUCCACGCUCUAAAACAAAACCACCGGGGACCCGUGGAUUCCGAGCUCGAGGCCCAUCCCAAACUGACGAUAGACGAGAACGAGAGAUCGGAGUCGAAAUCCAAGGGUCGACUUUUCAAGAUAGUGAGUUUUUUGCACUCAAAAAAACGUUUGACUUUCAGGUGAAACCGCUCGAUCCUAAAAAAAAACUCAAGUUUACCGUAAAGAUGCAAUGUUGCGAUAAGAAAGGAGCCCUCCUUUUCCAGUGUGAUGUCAUUUUUUAUUUGACGCCUAAAAAAUAGGGGCGUUUCGUUGUUGGCAAUAAACAUUUUUGUUCUUCUUCUACACUCGGACAUACGUAAUUGAGGUAUACUGUGGUUCGGAGAGAGUGCACUUUUAUCGUGGAACAUUAAUCCACAGCGCAAACCGAGGGGAGAUUUUAUCAUUUUUAUUGCGAAACGCUCCUCGACACGCAAAAACGGAGGUUUUUUCAUAUAAGCGCUUGCAAAUUUUCAACACGAUAGGGCCUGCGUACCGCCCGAGAAAGUAGUGGUGGACGACGACGAGACAUAGAGUCGAAAUCAAAACAACAACUUUUCCAUCUGGUGAGUUUUUGCACUCACAAAACGUUUGACUUUUCAGGAGAAACCGCUGGAUGACAACAACACGAUCAAGUUCACGAUAAAAACGCAAUGUCACGUCAAGAAGGGACCGUUCCGCAUCCAUCGACCACAGCACCAACCCCUACAACUCCAACCCUCCCUGUAA